Hyaloperonospora brassicae is the source of this 861-nucleotide messenger RNA. NCBI's taxonomy places the organism in Eukaryota, Oomycota, Peronosporomycetes, Peronosporales, Peronosporaceae. The record is from the annotation of a GenBank genome assembly.
AUGCUCGUCCGUCCAUUCUUAGCGGCGCUGCGUCGCCCGCUGUCAUCCUCACGAGCGCUCCAGUCGUCCUCCAGAGCUCUUCAAGCGUCACGUUUGUAUCCUGCCAUUACUGCUGCUGCUGCUGCCACUGCUUUUCCUGCUUCUUAUCCUGAAAACAGUCCUCUGCUGACCGUUUUCGAGCACGCGAUUCUCGAGCGCCGUCCGUCACUAGCGCUGCGGCAGUUGGCGCAACUCCAGUCACCUCCGAGUUCUCAGUUGCUGCAGAAACUGGUCGUGCUGCUGGCUCGACAGCGAACGAGCAGGAGUCAUGCAGCACGUGCUCAUGAGAUACUGUGUGGAGUAUACCGUACGCCCGGGUUGAAUCCUGAUGACUAUACGAAACUAGCGUCCAUCUACGUCAUGGACGCGUGUUUGCGCUUCCGGAUGCUGGAUGCAGCCAUCGAGCUGUAUGACGAGGCCGUGAACCAAGCGGUAGUGCUGGACUUGCCGGCGUAUGACGGACUGAUAUCAGCGCUAAUAGAGGCCAAGAGACUCGAAGAAGCAAUGGAGAUACUGAAGGAACUUGUCGAUGGGAGAGAUGUGUGUCCUAGUGAGCAGACAGUGUUGCCGGUGCUAGUAGAGCUGAUUCAGAAUCGUGAAUACGGCAGUGCGAUCGACAUCAUGAAGCAGGGACAGAGUCGUGGUAUUGAGUUUAGCAGUGAGACGUUUCAUCCUUUGCUGUUGCUGGCGGAGAAAGAUACGGCCUCAACGGAUGCGCUGGUCAUGUUUCUGACUUUCAUUGAAGAUUUGUGGGAUGAGUACAAGGCUUUUGUUGACUAUGACUCUGAGGAAGAAGACGAGGUGGACGACUUGGAAGAGUAA